AAAUAAAGUAGUGAAUUUCGACAUGGGACAUAAAGCUAGUAAAUAUGUUGGAAAAGAUGAAGGGGAGGAGAUACAAGAAGAAAGGGUGAAAAGGAAGGAAAAGGGAGAAAAGAAAAGGAGGAAGGAAGAUACAAGGCAAAGAAAAGGCAAUAUCCUGACAAGGAGCUUAGUUCGUUUACGCCAUGCACUCUCUACUCCCAAUCUGGCACCAUCCUCAACUAAUGGCAAUUCGAGCCCUGAACCCAGCCCAGCAAAUUCAAGCCCAGAACUUGAAAGAGCCAACUCAUGUUCUGAAAUCAGCAGAGCAAAUCCAAGGCCUGAAACCAGCAGAGCCUAUUUGAAUUCCAAACCCAACAUAAUCAUUUUGGACUCUGAACCCAGCACAGCCAAUUCGAGCCCUGAAACCAGCAGAGCCCAUCUGGAUUCUGAACCCAACAUAACCAUUUUGGACUCUGAACCCAGCACAGCCAAUUCGAGUCCAGGACCUAGAAGACACAAUUCAAGCCCUGAAACCAGCAAAGCCCAUCUGGUUUCUAAUCCCAGCAUAACCAUUCUGAGCCCUGAACCAAGCACAGCCAAUCCUAGUCUCAUCACAGCCCAUCUUAUCCCUGAACCUAGCACAAUCAAUCAAUGCCAGUUUGAAGAGAAUGAAGGGUUCAAUUUAUCAGCCUCACCCCCAUCUGUAGGCAAUGUGAGCCCUCCACCUACCAUGACCAAUCUAAUCUUUGAGCCUACAGUUGGCAAUCUGAGUCCUAAACCUACCACAGCUGUUCUAAGCCCUACCCUAACUACAGUUAAUUUAAGUCCUACAAUUACCACAGUCAAUUCAAGUCCUACAAUUACCACAGUCAGUUCAAGCCCUACAAUUACCACAGUCAAUUCAAGCCCUCUACCCACUAUAGCCAGUCUGAACCCUGGACCAAUUGCAACCCGACCAAGACUUAGACCAUUGGUAAAGAUUGGAGGAAGAUUAGACUCAGCCAGUCCUAUAUCUAGACCUAUCAGAGCUAAACCAAUCCCAAAAUACAUUACAACUAAUCUACCCCCAAGACCUACCACAGCUAAACUAAGCACUAAAUACACCACAAGCAAUCCAAUCCGUAAACCUGCUACAGCCAAUCUGAGCAUUAGACAAUGGGUCAUGAUUGGAGGGAUCAAAAUAUCAGUUGUGGAAGGACAACUCAUUGAUGAACAGGUUGAUGUGUAUGUGAAUGGAGUGCCCUCUAGCUUUGACCUGAGUAAAAUUCCUAGUAAGAAAUUAAGUGAUGCUGCGGGACCAGCUUUGGAAGCUGACUGCAAGAAGAGAUUUCCUAAUGGCCUAAAAAUAGGAGACAUUGCAGACACAGGGGGCUUUAAUUCCAAGUGCCAGAGAGUGUAUCAUGUGACCCUUCCCAGAAGUCAACAGGAUGGCAGUCAGAACAAGAUUUUAACACAAUCAGUAAAGGACUGCCUUGAGAGGGCCAAUAAAAACAGCUUCAGUUCCAUUGCUGUACCAGAUCUGGGGUCCCCCAUUGGGUACCCUCACAGUAUCCUGGCAGACCUGAUGUUCACCGCGGUGGAGGAGUUCAGUAAAGGGAAAUCCAACCCCAAUCUCAGCCUAGUGGUGUUCUCCAUCUUCAAAAAUCAAGUUUAUACGGCAUUUGUUAACAAAGCAAAGGAAAUAUCCAGACAAAAAUCAGUAGUUGUUUCACAGAAGAAGAAAUUUAAAUUUGGAAGGGUAGAGGUCUGGUUGGAGGUUGGAGAUAUAACACAACAACAUGUUGAUGUAAUUGUUUGUAGUGGACCAAAAGAUCUGAAACUGAAAAAUAAAGGAAUGGCAGAGACCAUGCUGAUGGCUGCAGGGCCUAAACUUCAGAAAGACUGUGAUGAUAAAUAUCCAAAUGGAAUCAAGCAUGGAGAUAUUGCCAUCACCGGUGGCCAUGAUUUGCAUUGUAGAUUUGUGUAUAUUGGGGCUCUCCCUAAAUGGGGCACAUCUACUAAAGCAAAUCAGAUCUUGAAAGACUUAGUCAUCAACUGUCUAGAUGAGGCCAAUAAACAUCCCAUGACAAAGACCCUUGCUUUCCCCACCCUGGGGACUGGGUCUCUGGAGUACCCCCCUGAUGAAGUGGCAGAAGUCAUGGCAGAGUGCAUUAAAGACUUUAACAAAAAAUAUCCCAAAACUGAACUCACCAGAAUCACCAUUGUAGCUUACAGUAUGGACCAAAAAUUGCAAACUGUUCAACAGGCAUUUCUGUCUUCUCUACAAACUCCAACACCCAGUCUCACUGCAGCUUCAAAAGGACCUGCAGUAACAUCAGGAACAGUUGUAACACAUAAGAUUACCUUCAAGUUAGGAAGAAUAGAUGUCUGGUUGAAGGUUGGAAAUUUAACAGAACAACAGGUUGAUGUUAUUGUUUGUAGUGGACCAAAAGAUCUGAAGCUAAAAAAUAAAGGAAUGGCAGAGACCAUGCUGAUGGCUGCGGGGCCUGGACUUCAGAAAGACUGUGAUGAUAAAUAUCCAAAUGGAAUCCAGUAUGGAGAUAUUGCCAUCACUGGUGGCCAUAAGUUGCAAUGUCAAUUUGUGUACCAUGGGGCUCUCCCCAAGUGGGGCACGUCUGGUACAUCUACACCAAAACAGAUCUUGAAAGACUUUGUCACCAACUGUCUAGAGGAGGCCAAUAAACAUCCCAUGACGAAGACUCUUGCUUUCCCCACCCUGGGGACUGGGUCUCUUGAGUACCCUCCCGAUGAAGUGGCUGAGGUCAUGGCAGAGUGCAUUGAAGACUUUAACAAAAAAUAUCCCAAAACUGAACUCACCAGAAUCACCAUUGUAGCUUACAACCUGGACAAGAAAUGGCAAACUGUUCAACAGGCAUUUCGUUCUUCUCUACAAAUAACCACACCCACAAGACCUGUAUCUUCAAAAACAGCUUCCAGCUCAAAACCAUUGAAUUCUAAACAGUAUUUCGAAGAUCUCUAUCAUAAAAAACCAAUGCCUCCCUCCUACUGGACAAAAUACACAUCAAGUAAAACCCUUGCUGAUUGGAACACCACUGUAUCACAAAAAGCACAUGAACAAGUGGAUUUAAAUCCCAGCAACCCUAUAUACAAAGCUAUAAAAAAAUUGGCUUUGACAACAUGGAAAUCACAAUAUGUAGGACAAGGAGUAGACUCUUUUGGUUUAGCUGGGUUAAAUUACACCAAUAUUAGGAUAACUGGAAUAAAACGAUUGGAAAAUCCACAUCUUUUUGAGGAAUAUUGGAAGUACAGAGAGAAACUUUUUUUAAGAGCAUCCCAAAAAGGUGUGUUGAAGCCACUUCCGCAAAUUUCACAAGCCAUCAAUGGUGAAGUGUUGACGACAAAGAUGGCUGAUCCUUCACUGAAGAUGGAGAUAUAUCCUGGUAUUAAUGAGCAUUACCUCUUUCAUGGGACAGAGAAAAAAUAUGUUCAAAACAUCCUGACCCAGGGACUGGAUGGAAGGCUUGCCAAUAGUCCUUUCUUUGGGAAAGGUGUGUACUGUGCAGAAAGUUCCACCAAGUCAGAUCAGUAUGCAGAUCCAAUACAUAACAGGGAUUUACAGGAGAAACAGAUGUUGUUAGUGAGAGCUUGUCUGGGGGAGAUAUUUGUCAGGACUGACACAACGACUAAGCACAGCUACACUCGACCACCCUGCCAGCGCUGCUACAAGGACAGGUGCACUGAUGUUACCCAUAGUUCCCUAUUUUUCGACUCUAUUGUUGUGGAUGGUGGCUGGAAUUUCAGAGAAUUUAUUUUGUAUGAUAACAAAGCUUGCUAUCCUGAAUAUCUGAUCUCAUACAGAAUUUAGAUCCUUGAUCAGUGUAUAAUUGAACUCAGAUAUUAUAUAUUUCAAUAUUAUAUUCAAAAAACAAUAAUGCUGGGGCCAACAAUAAAACAAGAUGUGUUUGAUGCCCCAAUAUAGAAAGAAUGGCAAAGGUUAUACACUUUCUCAAAUGCAAAUCAAAUAUGUUGGUUUUCAAAGUGAAGCCUACUCUGACACAAGAAAUAAUUGUGAAAAAAAUAUGAAAGCCCUAGCACCACCUGUUCAAAAGUUAUGGCCAAGGAUAAAGUAUUUUGAAAAGUAGGUCAAACUCCUAGGUCAAAUUCAAAGGGUCAAAGUUGUUGGUUUCUAAAGAAAGGUCUGGUUAGAAGGAUUACAUAUGUAAAGUAUGAAAGCCUUAAC
This is a messenger RNA of Saccostrea cuccullata (small rock oyster), 4180 nucleotides long. RefSeq lists its product as uncharacterized. The coding region runs from base 23 to 3805 and encodes 1260 amino acids. Lineage: Eukaryota; Metazoa; Mollusca; Bivalvia; Ostreida; Ostreidae. Gene Ontology annotation, cellular component: cytoplasm; nucleus. The transcript has 16 exons. Gene Ontology annotation, molecular function: NAD+-protein mono-ADP-ribosyltransferase activity; NAD+ poly-ADP-ribosyltransferase activity; transcription corepressor activity. The record is from RefSeq and is a predicted model, not a curated record. Gene Ontology annotation, biological process: negative regulation of gene expression; protein poly-ADP-ribosylation.